CAACAGCUGAUCAACAGACUUCAGAAAGCUCGACGCCUUCAGACGGAGCAGCUGCGAGAUAAAGCAGGAGAGCGCGGAGCGAACAGGCUGACGCACACUCAGCUUUUUACUGUCCUUUCUGUGUCUGACGGGUUAGACAAGCAUAUCGGAAACUAGAUGACGAGUUAGUUUUCAUUUAAAGCCCAAACCUGGAAGAUAAGAUCAUCGUUACGGGUCCAAAAGGAAGGGAGCUUGUUAUAGAGAAGAGCAGUGGAGCUGUCCAGUGCUGAAUACGUGCCGCUGACGCGGGAGCUGUCCAGUGCUGAAGUUGCAUUUCUGCCAUCGCGCUGCAUCAACACAACGCAAUAAGGGGCUCAAGGGUCCGCCGUAACCCUGUGCUGGCAUCCCAAUCUCGGCAUAACCGAAGAGAACGAUACAAGUCGCGUUUUCACCCAGAGUUGCAUGAAGAAAGCGAGAGAUUCGACCGGCGGACGAGUGUUUUUUUUCUUUUUUUUUCUUUCUUUUUUUUAUUUAACGUUGAAACAUGCCAAGGUCUUUCCUGGUCAAAAAGGUUAAGCUUGAUGAUUUCUCAUCCGCUGAUCUCGAGAACUCCUAUGGCAGAUCCAGGGCAGACCUCAGCCUGCGCUUCCAUGAGAAAGCAUACAUCAGUGACUACAUGACCCCGGCAGUGUAUGACGCCGAAAGCGACAACGGCAUCAAAGUACCCUCCCCCGGACCCAUCUACGACAGCAUCCACAGUGAUGACUAUGGAGCCCCGGACUCGGAUCAGCCGGACAGCCCGCGAUCUGAGAUCUCCGGUUACAUUAACGGAGACAACGCCGUCAGCGAGGGCUACACGGUAGACGCGUUCUUCAUCACGGACGGGAGGUCAAGGAGAAAAGCCAUCAGCAGUCCACGCACCCUUCAGCGGCACUCGUGUAACGAGUGCGGAAAGACAUACGCCACGUCUUCCAACCUGAGCCGACACAAGCAAACGCACCGGAGCAUGGAUAGCAAAAUGGCCAAGAAAUGCCCCACCUGCGGGAAGGUGUAUGUCUCCAUGCCGGCUAUGGCCAUGCAUUUGUUGACGCACGACCUCAAGCACAAGUGUGACAUAUGCGGAAAGGCCUUCAGCAGGCCAUGGCUUUUACAGGGACACAUGCGCUCACACACGGGCGAGAAGCCGUUCGGAUGCGCGCACUGCGGGAAGGCGUUCGCCGACCGCUCCAACCUGCGCGCCCACAUGCAGACUCACUCGGCCUUUAAGCACUACAAGUGCAAGAGAUGCGACAAGACCUUCGCUCUAAAGUCGUACCUGAACAAGCACUAUGAGUCGGCCUGCUUCAAGGGAGCUUUUGCGCCUUUGAGCCCUCUGGACGCGUGAAAACGCGCAUCAGACUUUCAACGCUCUAAAAAAUAAAAUAAAGGUCCUUUAUCGGCAUGCAAUGUUCCACAAAGAACCUUUAACAUCCAUGGAACCUUCCCAUUGUAGUGGAAAAAGGUUCUUUAGACUAUAACUUAGGUUCUUCCAUGGCAUCACUGCGAAAACCCCAUUUUGGAACCUUUAUUUUUCAAAGGAAUAUUCGGGGUUCAAUACAAGUUAAGCUCAAUCGACAGCAUUUGUGGCAUAAUGUUGAUUACCACUAAUAUUUCUACUCGUCCCUCCUUUUCUUUAACCCCAACCCAGCAAAAAUCGAGGUUACAGUGAGACACUAAUGAAAGUGAAUGGGGCCAAUCCGUAAAUGUUAAAAUACUCAAGUUUCAAACGUAUAGACACAAUUAUGUGUGUUAACAUGAUUUUAGUGUGAUAAAAUCGCUUACAAACCUUUUCUGUGCAAAGUUAUAUCCAAUUUUACAACUUCGUUGCCAUGACGACAGAACACCGUAAACCCCAAAACCAUAAAAACAUAAAUUUAACAACGUCACAGCUCAAAUAAUACACAAGUUUUAACAGAAGAAUUAAAGUAAGUGCUUUUAUAAAAUUAUAAGCUUCACAUUUUUGUCUUUAAACCCUCCAAAAAUUGGCCCCAUUGACUUCCAUUGUAAGUGCCUCACUGUAACCUCGAUUUUUUUUUGUGUGUUCUUUUUUUGUGGUAAUCAACAUUAUGCCAUAAAUGUUGUCAAUUGAUCUUAACUUGCAGUGAACCUGGAAUAUUCCUUCAAGAGUGAACUUUACACACCUGAUAACCUGAAUACAACUAGUUGACAGCACAUCAUGGAAACCAUGGAUUAAUCGCAUGUACCUUAACUUUUCUUUUUAAGUGUACUCUCUGUCACAUAUUCAGCUGAAAUAUCAUCUGUUGAGACAUUGAAAAUGUCGUUAUUUCUCUCAAAAAGGUCAAACCUUUUCUAAGUAUUGGAUAAUAUUGUACUGCUGCAGCGAGUGGCCACAAAAAGUGUUCAGCAUUGAGGUAAAAACUAUUUAUUCAUUCACUUAUUUAUGUACUAUUUAUAUAUUUAUUAAUUUAUUUCCUAAAACAAACUGUGUACGAUCUUGAUUUGCACUUUAAUUUAGUGUUCCGUUGCCAAGCCUUCAUCAUCAAUAUGCCAAAGCAUUUGCCACUUUCUGAAUAUCUUAUUUUUAUUUGCCACUUUAUAAAUUUGUUGCAUGCAAAAAAACAAAACAAAACAAACAAAAAAUACUACUACUAGCCUAAUGAAAUCUAUGCCAGUUUUACGAAGCUUUGGAUUUUUUGCCAAAACCUAGAUAGCAUCUGUCUGCAAUAUUUCUCGGGAGUCAUAAUGAUGAUGAUGAUGAUGAUGAAGAAUAGAGCAAUAAUGCAUGGUAUUUUUAAAAGUUAAAGCGAGUAAUAACUAUAGUGUUUUUAAUCACGAUUUUAUCCGAUACUAUCCGUAGACGUUCAGAAGUUCAAUAUCAGGGAAAUGCCAGAGUAGUAUUAGCAGAUACUUCCACGGGAUCGGGGUGGGAGGGCUAUAGGGUGCUUUUGUAAGUGGUUAUGCACUGCCUGCCUCUUAUUUAAUGACGUAGUUUUAGAACGUAGGCACACGUGGUGUUGAACGGACAGCUGGAUCAUUUGCUCCGAAUCUGCUGAACGGCCGGUGUGAACAGCGCAAAAACCUGGAGAACGUGGAUGAGCUGAAACUGCAAUACUGACAGAUGGACAUAUUUCAUCCAGGUUUGGCAGAUUUAUCUUCGAACAGCACUUCUUCGAAAACCUUUCCGACCUUUUUUGAAAAAUAAUAAACUAGUAGCACAAACCUUAGAGAUUCAGGUAGACAGGCCUUGUAUUAGUUCAACCUCUGUUUUUGUAUUUAUGGACAAAGGAACUAACUGUUUAAUGCAAGAUGCCUUGUAAAUAAUCCUUUGGAAUCUAAUAUUUCUACAAACUGUAAAGAAUCAAAUGAACUUAUUUCUGGACUUCUUUUUUCCCUGGGUUUUUCCCCCCCCAGCAUUUGAACAAUGUAAAGCACAAAUGACACCGGGCAUUUUCUCACUUCAUAAUAAAGAACGAAUAAG
Messenger RNA from Myxocyprinus asiaticus (Chinese sucker), 3457 nucleotides. It is a transcript of the gene scrt1a, whose product is annotated as scratch family zinc finger 1a. The coding region runs from base 524 to 1363 and encodes 279 amino acids. The record is from RefSeq and is a predicted model, not a curated record. The transcript has 2 exons. Gene Ontology annotation, biological process: regulation of DNA-templated transcription. Gene Ontology annotation, molecular function: RNA polymerase II cis-regulatory region sequence-specific DNA binding; DNA-binding transcription factor activity, RNA polymerase II-specific. NCBI's taxonomy places the organism in Eukaryota, Metazoa, Chordata, Actinopteri, Cypriniformes, Catostomidae.